CAACACCACCACCUACCUCCGGGUGUUGGCCUCCGAACCGCGACACUAUUUCACGAUAGUGUCGGUGCGACAUCUUCACGGCCUGGGUGGCUAGCUGAGACGACCCUGGCGCCAAUGUGGAUGACGACGAGGCCUGUAGCGCUUCAGCUUUGUUAUAGUCGCUGCUUGAGCGGUAUCUGAAGCUGCCCGCGUUUCAGGAAGACCCAGGCGCACCACCAUGUGCCAACGGGCGAAAGUGCUCCGACAUGCGUUCGAACGACUACUGUCAACCUCUCUGUGAAUCCAAUUUCCAACAUUGCCAGCGGCAAAUUCUCUUCUCCUUGUUAAUAUGCUGAAAGCGUCGACGGCGCUUACAUCUCUUCAUCUCCGUCUGUUUCUCUGAGCCCUGGCAGGCGUUUCUUUCAUGCCUGCGCCGCCUGCAUGGCCUCUCCCCAAGAGUCGAUCACGACGGUGAGCGGGAGACGAUGUACUCGCUCCCGUGCCCGUACAGCGGCUACCUCAACCUCAACAUCCACACCAGCAGCAGCGCCAACAGUGGCCGCUCCAACCGAACCGAGCACUACUUCCACGGCCGCAGCAGCCCCAACACAACAGACGGCUGCUGGUCCUCCAGGGCCCCAAGAACCGCCACUGCAGCCGUCGCCUCCAUCGUCGGGGCCGCCUUCAUCGUCACCGCCGCCUCCAUCAUUGCCGCCCCCAUCGCCGCCACCUCCAUCGUCGCCCGCACCCCCAGUAUCGACCCCUCCCGUGGAAGCAUCGGCCGCUGUGCCGGUGCCGGUGCCUACAUCGCAAGUAGCAGUAUCUUCGGCAGCAGGUACGGGUAACGCAGUUCUCAUAUCGCUUGCGCCGACUUCUUUGCCUGCAGUCCCCGAGCCCGCAGCACCAGCACCAGCACAAGAGACAACAAGUCCCGUAGCUCCUUCACAGCCUAGCGAACCACCUGUUCUCCCUUCACAAGUUGCUGCCGCUCCUGCACCUCCUCCUGCAAGCAUAGCACCAACAAGCUCUGACACAGUCGAAACAGCAUUACCUUCAUCACCGUCGCCAUUGCCACCGGCGUCGCCAUCGCCAUCGACCAUUGCACUCCCCGUUGCGCAACCAUCGGUGACAGGGUCGGCUGGAGUCAGAAAUCCAACGUCUGUUCCUGCAGUCCCCGAGGUCGAUCAGACCGCCACAUCUUUGCAAACACCGUCGUUGAUCACUUCUGUUGCAGAGUUGCUCUCACAGACAAGGUCUGCUAACUUAGGCAAUCCUACACGCGACCCGGUGGGCGUUAUUGGACCAGAGCAGGGCUCUCAUAGUGGUGGAGUUGGACACAGUGGGGAGGGCCAUUCCUCGCAUAGUGGUAGUGACCCCAAUAUUGGUGGUAUUGUUGGCGGCGUUGUCGGUGGAUUUGUCGCCCUGGCUCUCUUGAGCGCUCUUCUCUUCUUUUGCCUGAGACGGCGCAAGUCGAGAGAAAACAACUGGAAUGAGAAGAGCGAGGAGUCAUCCAGCUUUAUGUCGACACUGAAAGCUGUACCAGCAGGCUUUGGGGUGUUCAUCGCGAGACUCCGGAACGAGAAGACAGGACCCCUGGACAACCCUUACCAACGACAUCAGCCACGUUCCAGCGUUGGGUCCGUGUAUUCGACUGCAUCCAAUGGGCAUAGCAGAUCCCUUAGUGAGCUACAGGGACAGUCUGCUGCAGGCGGUGCCUUCGUUCGCCGCAUGUCAAGUAGGAAGAGCGACCGCAACCUAUUGCGCAAAAAGACAAGCAGUGUGUCUUCGCAAAACCCCUUCAUGGGGAUCAGCGAGGAGCCAGUCCGGGCCAACAACAUCGGUCAAGAUCCUUUCGCAGACCAGGUACCCGACACGCCUAGGAAUCUCCGCAUCUCCAAUCCCGACAAAAUCGAUGACCUGGCUGGUGGACUCAUCGCACCACAGCCCGCAGCAACGCCUCGUGUAACUCGCGACCCCUUUGCGUCGCUCAUCGAUGAGAUCGACGGUGCACCUGACUGGCUGCGAGAUUCCAAAAUGACAGCCAGCUCUGCCUCAAAUCACCGACGCACGCAGAGCACCGCGUCAGCAUUGAACUCCCACCCUCCCUCCUCGGUAUACAGCAGGGACCCCUUUGCCGACCCGUCACCCAUCCCACCACUCCCCUUCGCCACACCACAACCGCAACCGCCCACGAGCACCUACUCCGCGUUCCCCUCCGUCCGCGAGUCCAACUUCGUCUUUUUCGGGGAGCCCGGCCCCAGCCGCCCCGGCACUAAUGUCUUCACCCCCGGCCUGCCCAGCAACCCCGGCGCCAGCCGCCCGGGCACCGCCGCCUUCUACGCGCCCAUCGCCACGCCCCUGGCCACCAGCACGAGCCGCAUGGACCGGCAGUCGGAUCCGUUCGAUCUCGACAGGCCCGAGGUGCUCAGCUUCAAGGGCAUCAUGAACCAGAUGCGCGACAGCAUUGCGCGCACGGCGACGGUCAAGAGCCGCCGCACCAGCAGCAUCGGGGGCUGGUUCGGCAAGGACGCUGCGCCGGGCGCGCUGACGGGCGCGAGUGUGCGGCGGUGACGCUGACGACGCGUUGCGCGUGGUAUUGAAG
Molecule: messenger RNA, 2581 nt
Organism: Boeremia exigua
Lineage: Eukaryota; Fungi; Ascomycota; Dothideomycetes; Pleosporales; Didymellaceae
Exons: 1
Coding region: 421-2550 (709 amino acids)
Source: RefSeq, a predicted model, not a curated record